Molecule: messenger RNA, 1010 nt
Organism: Phragmites australis (common reed)
Lineage: Eukaryota; Viridiplantae; Streptophyta; Magnoliopsida; Poales; Poaceae
Product: zinc finger A20 and AN1 domain-containing stress-associated protein 8-like
Exons: 2
Coding region: 170-685 (171 amino acids)
Molecular function (GO): zinc ion binding; DNA binding
Source: RefSeq, a predicted model, not a curated record
AUUCGAAACAGCAGGGGCAGGGAGGUAACUUCCCGUCGCCUCCGCCUUUUUUAUCUGGCUCCCCCACCUUCCCCUGGCGACGACGCCCCCAUUUCGAAGCUCCUCCUCGCGAUUCCAAUCCCCGCACGCCGCCUCCGCGUCCGCCUCCUCGCGCAGGCUUACAGUCGUGAUGGAACACAAGGAGGCGGGCUGCCAGCAGCCGGAGGGCCCAAUCCUAUGCAUCAACAACUGUGGCUUCUUUGGCAGCGCAGCCACCAUGAACAUGUGCUCCAAGUGCCACAAGGAGAUGGUCAUGAAGCAGGAGCAGGCCCAGCUGGCCGCCUCCUCUUUUGAUAGCAUUGUCAAUGGUGGUGAUGGUGGGAAAGGACCUGUCAUCACUGGAAACGCAGAGGUGGUGGUUGCUCAAGUCGAGGAGAAGACAGUUGUUGUGCAGCCUACCAAUGUUGUCGGCACCAGCGAGGCUGCUGCAGUAAACCCCAAGGGCAAGGAAGGCCCGAACCGGUGCACUACCUGCAGGAAGAGGGUUGGGCUGACAGGAUUCAACUGCCGGUGUGGGAAUAUGUACUGUGCUGUGCACCGCUAUUCCGACAAGCAUGACUGCCAGUUUGAUUACCAGACUGCAGCUAGGAAUGCCAUUGCCAAGGCUAAUCCGGUGGUUAAGGCGGAGAAACUUGAUAAGAUCUGAUGGGGCAGUGGGGACGAAAUGGGUUGCAAUCUGCAAGAUUUCAUCAACCUUCUUUGCUGCUUUAUCAUUGCACUUGUCAUUCUUGUUUACUGCCACAUUCCUUGAGUUGAUCAACAUUGUGAUGCACUCCGCAUCCAGGCAGCUGCAAGAAUUCAUCCUGUCAGUUGAGUCAGAAUGGUUUGCUUGUUGGCUAUGUUCUGUAAGCUUAUUCAUGGUGGUUUCGGUCGGUAUUGUGGCAUUCUCAUCUAGCUAGCUCUGUGAUGUACUAUUGUCUCAUGCGUGUUACAUUCCAAUCAGUAAUAGUAAUCAGCAAUGGUCUGCCAUA